CAAGUCCCUCCAAGAGCCACCCUCUCCCAACUGUAUCAAUAUUUUAAUCUAAUCCCAUUGGGAUUAUAUUAUAUAUAUAUAUAUAUAUUAUUCAUGAUCAAGAUUAUUACAUGUUCGUUCUGGUUAAUAUAAUUCAGUAUUCCAUUGUCAGACAUCUAUCCAAUAUCCCUGAUCUAAACCUUAAGUUUCUGGCAGCUUGCUUCAUUUUUGUUUCGCUUUCAAAUUUCCAGGCUACCUUAUAACUAUCAUCGAUCGCCAUCCUCAUCAUGAGUACUCUCUCUGAAGCCUACAAAGACCAACCUCUCCACCUCAAGCAUAUCAUCCCCCUAGACUUUGCCUCCGUUGGAUCGCUCAUGCCGGACUCCCAUGUCUGGCCUGGAUCCGGCGAUUUCCCACCGUCGGAGGAGGAGUACAACCGGUCGUCGGUGCCGGUCAUUGACCUGAGAGAUCCCAAUGCCUCGGAGCAUAUCCGACGGGCAUGCGAGGCGUGGGGUGUGUUCCAGCUGAUAAACCAUGGGAUAUCUCCGAUACUUAUAGAAGAGGUUGAGCACGAGGCUGAACGAUUCUUUGCUCUUCCAGCUCAACAGAAAUUGAAGGCGCUACGGUCCCCCGGUGGGGCCACCGGAUACGGCGUCGCUCGGAUAACGCCAUUCUUCUCCAAGCAUAUGUGGCAUGAAGGCUUCACCAUCAUGGGGUCUCCACUCGAUCAUGCAAGGGAAGUUUGGCCCCAUGAUCACCAACGGUUUUGCAAUGCAAUGGAAAGAUAUCAGAAGGAGAUGAAGACUCUAGCAGAGCGAAUAAUCCGUCUAAUCUUCAGGUCAUUAAGCAUUAAUUCCGAAGAAGAGAUAAGCUGGCUAGGUUCAAGCUGCAAUGUCUCCACAGCUUUACAGCUAAAUUCAUACCCUUCCUGUCCGGACCCAAACCAGGCCAUGGGUCUAGGCCCCCAUACCGACACCUUCCUCUUGACCAUCCUCCACCAAAGCCAAACAAUAAAUGGCCUCCAAAUUUCCAGGGAUGGAGUCGGAUGGCUUCCUAUUUCUCCACUCCCCGGUGCACUUUUUGUUAACAUGGGAGAUCUCUUCCACCUUAUCUCCAAUGCCCGAUUUUCAAACGUUCUUCAUCGCGUGGUCGUGAACGGCACUCGGCAAAGAUUUUCCGUUGCCUACUUUUAUGGUCCGCCAACGGAGUUUGUCGUGUCGCCUCUGUGUAAGGGUUUGAAUUCAGGACAAGUACCUCUUUACCGCUCUGUGGCAGUGAAAGAUUAUGUUAGUCUGAAGGCCAAACAUAUGGAGAAUGCGCUUUCUGUUAUCAGAAUUGAUUAAAUUAAAUGAAGAAUUAAAAAAAAAAAAAAAAAAAA
Molecule: messenger RNA, 1357 nt
Organism: Juglans microcarpa x Juglans regia
Lineage: Eukaryota; Viridiplantae; Streptophyta; Magnoliopsida; Fagales; Juglandaceae
Product: gibberellin 3-beta-dioxygenase 1-like
Exons: 2
Coding region: 267-1322 (351 amino acids)
Biological process (GO): gibberellin biosynthetic process; response to light stimulus
Molecular function (GO): gibberellin 3-beta-dioxygenase activity
Source: RefSeq, a predicted model, not a curated record